This is a messenger RNA of Oppiella nova, 709 nucleotides long. The record is from the annotation of a GenBank genome assembly. NCBI's taxonomy places the organism in Eukaryota, Metazoa, Arthropoda, Arachnida, Sarcoptiformes, Oppiidae.
UUAAGGCAAAACAACAUUAUUACGAUGUGUUUUGGGACGACUCACCCCACAGUCGGGAAUGAUUCGGGUAUUUGGUCGGGAACCCGGUUCCGAUUACAGUCCAGUGCCCGGACCCGGCGUAGGGUAUAUGCCUCAGGAGUUGGCGCUCUUUCCAGACUUUACCAUAAAAGAAACGCUCAGAUAUUUCGGACAAUUAUACCGAAUGUCACCUAAAGAUAUCAAAUCGAGGACUAAGUUCUUGAUAACUCUUUUGCAUUUACCCGAGAAGAAUAGAUUAGUGUCACAGCUGUCAGGUGGACAACAACGUCGUGUGUCCCUGGCCUCAGCACUGGUACAUCACCCGCCGCUCCUGAUAUUAGACGAACCGACCGUAGGUGUGGAUCCAGUGCUUCGUAAAGCAAUUUGGGAGCACUUGGACGCCCUGUGCAAAGAGGACGGUCUGUCUGUCAUCAUAACGACUCAUUACAUAGAGGAGGCGCGAACUGCAGAGACGGUGGGACUCAUGAGAUUCGGGCGACUCUUAGUUCAGGACAAUCCGGACGCUCUGUUACAACACCACGACUUACCCACUCUGGAGGCCGUCUUCCUGAAGUUGUGUCAAUUAGAUUCAGCACAAGUGCCAGAGAUCUCCAGCAGAGAUGUGGCCCGAUAUAACGCACCCGAAGGCAGUAUCACUAUAUCUACCAUUGAGAACGAGAAGAAGAACUUA